UCCUUCCAGGUAAUUCUGUUCCAGAAAAUGCGCGGCUGGCAACUGCAGCUGCUGUCCCUGUAGUUGGCUCUCUCUACCGGGCCUCCUUCCACUCAGUAUACCUCACCCACCGACUGCUAGAGAGAAUCCGCAUGCGGAGCCUCAUCGCGCGCACCGUGGUGAAUUUAGACUUGAUUUUCUGUCGCAGAAGAGUGGUAUCUAGCAGAAGAGUGGUAUCUACGCUUGCCAAAUUCUUGAAUAUGGAGGUCCUUGUGAAAUAUAAAUGUUAUAAUUUUUUUGUUUUAUGUCUUAAAUAUCAGUGAUGGAUCCAGUCUUUGAAACCGCAUGAAAAUGCAAGUUUUUCAGUUUAUUUUCAUUCGUUCAAGCUGAGCAAAUGCGUCGUGUCUGAGGCAGAAUCUACGGUCUCCUCCAAAUCAGCCCAGGAUUUGCGUAUGAGAAACGCAAACCACAGCGUUCCUAUUUAUCAAACAUUGCAUUUGGCUUGCCUUUAUCCCCCCGUUUCGGAUUGAUCGGAUGCACCUGCGUUGGAUGCGACUGUGGAGAACUGCAUAGCUUUCAGCAUGAUUUGAUGUAAAGGGUUUUUCAACAGGGUAACUGGACGUCUACCUUUCUGAAAACAGCUACAUUCAAGUCAAGUGCGAAAGCCAUCGAUAGAUCAUCCCUAUAUGGACUAAAUCUUGGUUCCUCGGGAUUUUAAAACUAGCAGGUCACACUCAUCUUGGUUUUGGCGCUUCUUGGGGAAAUUGCCUUAAACUGCGGGAGCCAUGAAAGUUGUUUCAGCAGUGUUGUUCCUUGCCAUAUUUUGGAGUCAGGAGUGGGAGCCCGUGAAUUCUGAUUCGAUCAUACACAUCGGGGCCAUCUUUGAUGAGUCUGCCAGGAAGGAUGACGAGGUGUUCCGCAUGGCUGUGGCGGACCUCAACCUCAACAACGAGAUCCUGGAGACGGAGAAGAUCACCAUCUCCGUGGAGUUUGUGGACGGGAACAACCCUUUCCAGGCGGUCCAGGAAGGUAAGGCCUUGCCCUGCCCUCGACCUCACCCUGCAGUCACUACAACCACCACCAGCAGUCCAUCUCACACUCAGCGAGGCCAGAGGAGUGGCUGACAAAGUCCAUUAUUUUCCCCCGACGACUCUGCAUGGUUUUUGUGUGGAUAUGCUUCAGCCUUUCAGAAUGUCAGAUGGAACCCACAUGAAUCUGAAAAUCCCUCAAUUUUCAGACCGAACCUUGAUCAAUGACACACUGAACUGAAUAGCACUAUAUUAGGUUUUGAAGGUGUUCCCCAGAAAAUGAAGAAAAGGUUUGGGUUUUGGACAUCUCUUUUACUGUUACAGUAGUUGCACCAUUCUGAAAAUGGUGUCUGUUGGAUUUCGCUGUACUUUACCCGUGAUACUCUCGGUCACUGUUGAUAUGCACUCUAGGAUUGGGAAGAUUAUAAUUUUUUAUUAAAAGGCUCGUCAUUUUGGUUGAUAUUCUUCCAAUAUUUCUGAAAUACGUUUCAAUACGGCCAUUACUUGAAAUGCUGCUAACAAUUAAUUAAGCUGGUAACGUCGAUGGCAUUUGUCUCGGGAGAUAUCUGAUUAAAAUGCAGAGACAUGUGGCACAAAAUAUAAAUGAACUCCUCUAGCAUGAUUCCAUGAUUUAAUUAACUGAUAAAUGAUAACAAAAAAAUACAAUUCAGACCAAAACCUGUGUUCGACUGAACAGACCUCAUCUAAAAGAGUCACAUUUCCCUGGGUUUUAAAUAGGUCCCUUCGGUUCCUUCUGACAUCAAAUAACCCUUACUAUAACAAGCUCCUAGCAUCAUGUCAUAUUGUCGCCGGUAGCUACUCGGCCCUUAUAGACCCCUAGCCUGGGAAGUCUGAACACAAGGAGAAGUCUGGUUGGAACCUGUUUAGCUAAUGGACACUGGUUAUUUGUGGAUGGCGGCAGGUGUACAGUCUAGUGCAGUCUAAGAGCCUAAUAGUUAUUACCACUGGUGCUUUUGUUAAGCCUCUCUGGAGCAUCUGUACCUGAGAUGCUCUCUUGUCUUUGAAGUCUCAUUGUGAGUAGUGCUAUUACUGAAUACAUUACAUGUGUUCUGGCUGAAUGAUGAUGGUGGGUCUGCUGGAAGCAUCUUUUGUUACUUGUAUCGAAACACCUUUUUAUCUGUAUCUCUGCGAACAACGACAAUAAAAUCCAAUUUGCUUUUGUUAAU
Messenger RNA from Salvelinus sp. IW2-2015, 2194 nucleotides. Its product is annotated as glutamate receptor ionotropic, delta-2-like. The record is from RefSeq and is a predicted model, not a curated record. NCBI's taxonomy places the organism in Eukaryota, Metazoa, Chordata, Actinopteri, Salmoniformes, Salmonidae. The transcript has 2 exons. Bases 765 to 1103 code for a protein of 112 amino acids.